Messenger RNA from Drosophila sechellia, 7516 nucleotides. RefSeq names its product TSC22 domain family member bunched (gene bun). Gene Ontology annotation, cellular component: cytosol; nucleus. Gene Ontology annotation, biological process: positive regulation of cell population proliferation; negative regulation of apoptotic process; regulation of transcription by RNA polymerase II. The record is from RefSeq and is a predicted model, not a curated record. The coding region runs from base 1363 to 5652 and encodes 1429 amino acids. The transcript is spliced from 7 exons. NCBI's taxonomy places the organism in Eukaryota, Metazoa, Arthropoda, Insecta, Diptera, Drosophilidae.
CGCGCCGCGAACGUUUUGCAAAAUCGCUUAACUCGCGCCGCCCUUGAAAUCGAGGAGGAAAAGCGAAAAAAGGCUGCGAGAGCUAGCGCAAAAUCGAAGAAAAAACUGUGAUUUCAUUUCUACAAUUUACUGCAAUGUGCUAGUAAAACUGAACCGAUGAAAUUGAUUAAUUCUACGAUAAAUAUAAAGCCGAAUUAAACCAACAAAUUGAAAACCUAUGCGUAACCGUGUGACGACAAAGUGGAGAAGUGCAACAAAUUUAUGAAUAGAAGUAGAUGAAUAGAAAUUCUAAGUUAACCAAGAUCACCAAAAUAUUUUCAUAAUUUCUAAGAAAUAUUUUAAGUGUGAUACCAAGUUUAGAAACCACUUUCAAGCAAGCCUACUUUCGAAAACGAAACAUCCAACUGCAGAAACUGAAUCAAAUCGAAUUGAUUCGAUUAACAGCUGUGCUGUACACAUGCACCGGUGUGUGUGAGGCGACGCGCGCGUGUGCGUGUACUUGUACGUGAGAGAUCCGUGUGUGUGAGUGUGUGUGCUGCUUAUGUGUUAGUGUGUGUGUGAGUCGGUGUUGGUUUCGAAAAUUGAAACGUCCGCUAAACAAAGUCAAGCGCUAGAUGGCGCUGUCGCCUGUGAGCAGUGCUGAUGUUGUUGUUGUCGGUGUGCCACACACUGUUGUAGUUGUAGUUGUUGUUGAUGUUGAUGCUGCAGCAGCGGCAGCAGCAGCCAACCAAACGCGGAAGGUCAAAUUAUAACCGCCCACCAGCCGCCCGCAACACAAAAAGAGACCACCUCGCCCUAAUAAAUUACAAUUUACCUAAAUCAACUCCCCCCAAAACACAAAUAAGAUACACAAAUUAAUAAAGAAAAAUUAAAGUAAUUGUCAAGAGUUUCGCAUUACCCAUCGUCGGUCGGUCGGUUCAAAUUGCGUCGCGUCGGGUCGCGAACGUCGCUAGUCCUCGGAUCGGAUCGUAUCGUAUCGGAUCGUAACAGAACGGAACCCUAUAGAAGGGACGGUUACGGAUCAGAUUGGAUCAGUUGGCAGUCAGUGGCACCUGACAACGCAACGGUAACCGCUAUUAUGCAUCGGCGUCGUCGGUUGGCCAGUGCAACAAUCGCAUUCGAACUGGGAGGCGUGCAGCAGCUAAUGCAACAACUGACAGAACUUAAUUAAACAGGCUAAUAACUAAGGCUGUACGACAUAGUGUAUCAUCAUAGUCCAUAGUGGAUACCCAAAAAAAACCGAAACUAACCGCAAGUUGGUAUAGUUUAUAACUUUUUCCGUGGCCCCAAAUAAUCCAAGAAUCGUUAGCAAUCCUGGAUUAUUUGCUAAAGACUUUGCGCACGCUGAAAUCCAAUUCGAUUAUGGCCGAGAAUCAAAGUGCGGCCAGCGAAGAUUCCGGUCACCAACAGCAACAUCAGCAGCAACAGCAACACCAGCAACAUCAGCAACCACUAGCCACCACAUCAGUCACGGCCGCUUCAACCACAUCGGUCUUAGCUAACCAAUCGCCCACUAACUCGCAGGCCUCAUCCCCCGAAAAUUCCCAGGAAGCACUGCCCUUGCUGCGACGCCAGCAAUCAGCCGCAGCAGCCACAGUAGCAGCAGCAGCAGCAACAGUUGCAGCCACAACCAGCGGAACAUCGCAGCAGCAGCAACAACAUCGCAACAGCAUCAGCAACAUGUUCGAUCGCACGGUGAAUGCCAAGUUUAAGCCGGCUUCCUCAAAUGCCGGACCUGGCAACAAUCCGGUCCGCAGGAACUCGAUGCUGACACCAUCCCGUGGAGUCACUAUCGGUGGCACUGGCGGUAACAUCCGCAAGCUGACCAAGGUCAGCUCGCUGACCAGCAACCAUCACUUCGCUGUGUGCUAUCCACCCAGCAACAUCUAUCAGAACAGCAACAAUGCCGGCAGCAAUUCGGCUUUGCAGCGCACCACCAGCGAAAGUUUGCGCCUGAACUCGAUGAGUCGCCUGGCAGCUGCAGCGACACCCACAACGGUGUCCAGGGCCAGUAGUAACUCCAGCCUGGCCACAUCCACCUCCACAUCGUUGGCACCCAAGUCCAGCAGCAGCAGUGGUGGCAGCAAUUCGACACCGCAGCAGCAACAGCAGCAGCUGGUGAGCAGUAACAACAGCAGCAGCAGCAGCAACAACAGCUUCACCAAGGCCAGUUCGCCCAACAAUAAUGGAGCACGUUGGGUGGGCGGAGCAGCUACGGCAGCUGCAACUGGCACUGCCGCUGCAGCAGGCAGUCAUCACCAUCAGCCACAUCACCACCAUCAUCACCAUCAUCACCACCACCAGCAUCACAACCACCAGCAGCAACAGACUAGCCUUAGCCAAGGCCAUGCCUCGUUAACCGUUGCCGGUGGAUCAGCUUCAGCUGGUGGUGGUGGUGGCGGCAGUGGAAGCUCCUCGGGGACCGCCGCUGGUGGCACCAAUCGCAAACCAAAGACGACUUCCUCAUUCGAGAUCACCUCGGUGACGGUGGGCCAUCCCAAGUUGAAUGCUGCCGGCGAUACUGGAGACGAGUCGGCCGACGAUCUGGACGAAUCUCACACGGAUGACAAUAGUCGGAUAACGGACCUGGAGAACGAGACGCCCUCCAUGUCGGAAGAUACUUUCUCCAAGGAGGAGGUGUACUAUGCCAACAAUGCCCUCAGCACCAAUGCACCGGUGAUACCGACUAGCUCGCAAUACGGCCUUGUCGUGGUGGAUCCCAUCGCCCCUUCGUUGGGCCAGACGAUCCAGAAUGUCCAGGUCAAUGUGUCGGAUAACAUUAUCAAUGUGGUGAGCGGUGCCGUCACACCGGGCGGCACAAAGAAGAAGGACGACAUCAAGGAGACGCAGCACCGCAGCGAGCGGUUCAAGGUGGUCAAAAUUGAGUCCACGGAGCCGUUUAAGCGCGGCCGCUGGAUGUGCAUGGAUUACCUGGAUCACUCGAGUGUGGGCAAUGGCGGUAAUAACAACGAAAAGACUGGCUCUUCUACUUCCGAGGCGCACGCAGCCACAACAGAUGGCGGCGCAGCAGGUAUUGCCGCUGGGUCUGAGGCUCCGGCCCACAAGACCACCCAAAGUAUGAUUCUGCCACCCACCCAGAAGCUGAACGAGAACCAUUUGGAGGCCAACUCGACCGAUGCCAACUGGAACUAUGCCGAGCAGCAACAACAGCAGCAGCAGCAGCAACAACAACAAACAAUAGUUGGCAACGCCCUGACCAAGACAUUGCCCGUGGCUCUUCGCAAUGUGAGUCGCAGUUCCUCGGUAACACGAAGUCCUAAUGCCUCAGUCGAGUUCUUGUCUCCCAAUUUGCUUGCCCAGCAGCAACAGCAGCAGCAGCAAAUCUUCGAUAGCGUCAAUGCCAAUGCUGCCAGUUCACCAAAUCCCGCCGGUGACCCCAACAACAUGGACUAUGCGCGCACGGCGGCGAUGCAACUGCAUCAAACGUUGCAGCAGCUCAAGCAGCGCGAAGACGCUAUGGACGUGCCGCCAGGGGCAGGAGGUUAUCCCAACUACCAAAACGGUGGUGAUUCUGCUGGUGGAGCGGCCAGCAACAACAACAGCGCUGCAGCUGCAACUGGAGAAUCGCAGCUGAGCACCAGCUACGUGGAGCAGCAGCAGCAGCAGCAGCAGCAGCCAUUAUCCCCAGCACCACUAACGCCACAGGCCACACCCACAUUCGCAGCUGUUGCUGCCGGGCAGUCGCCCAACUUCCAAUUGGAGCAACAGCAGCAGCAGCAGCAAGCAACAUCGCAGAUAGAUGGAAUAGUCCCACAGCCAUUUAACCCACAACAGCAGCAGCAGCAGACCCCACAGCAAUCUACAGCUCAGCAAGCAGCAGCAGGAAAUGCAACAUCUGCAGUGGCUGCACCACCACCACAACAGACUUCAAACACUUCCAAUGCAGCGGUAACCACUGGCCAGGGUCAGACAAUGCCGCUGUUAUCACACAUGACCAGCUACGAGCAGCAGCAGCCUAAUCUAGGAGCAGCAGCAGCAGCAGCCGCAGGAGGCACUGCAGCAACAUCGGUGGCUGCACCGCAAGCGAUUCCCACGCUGCAAUUGCAGAGUGCUCCCUCAACGAUUGCCGAUCCGCAGCAAUUGAUGGUGCCACAGCAGCCGCAGCAGCAACAUCAGGAGGAGCAGCAGCAGCAGCAGCCGCAACAACAACCGCUUCCGCCAACAAAUAUCGCGAGUGCUAGUGCCAAUAAUAGCAAUCUAAACCUAACGAAUACGAAUGUUGUGGCCACCGGCGAGGCAACAACAAACGCGCUGACCUUGACCGAUGAACAGGCGACCGCGGCACUUGCAGCUGCAUUUGCGACCGGCGCAGCAGCAGCAGCAACUGGAGCCACAUCGGCAGCAACGCAGCAGCAAAUCCAACAGCUACAACAGCAACCAAAUGCAGAGUCCGAGACUGAAAGCUUUAUAACCGCUUCGAAUCCCGGCGGAAAUCGAAAGAGGGCCUUUAGUAAUCCGCACAUAGGAGGGCCCAAUGAUCCGUCGUUUAUGCACCGACUGAAUCCCCAGCUCUACUACUACAACAAAUCGCAGUCGGGUAGAAGUUCCUUUUGCGUGGACGAGUCCCUGUGGCCCACGAACAAUCCGAAUGGAGCGGUCAGCGAUACGAACUUGUACAUGGGUUCCAGCACGGAUGAGGACUAUGAGGAGGCCAUAGAUCAGUUCUCGCCAACGAUAUACACGCGGUCGGCAAGUCGUGCGAUUCCCAUACCAAGUAGUGCCGGCAGCAGUCCACAGCAUCAGAUGCAUCAUUCGCAGCCGAGGAUUGCGAUCGGAAUUAACCAAAUGGCAGGAGGUCCAGCGAGCACGGGUGCAUUCAGUGCCAGUCCCUCGAUUUACGCAUAUCCGCACUCGCCAUUCUAUGCCAGUUCGCCGGAAACGUCGUUUGCCAGUGCCGCAAUGCCAGGACAUCCGGCGGCCAGUUCGCGCAUAUCCUUCAGCUAUGAUCCUGCCUUCCAGCGGCUGCAAGUGCCCAACGCAUCCGGCGAUCGCAGACCACGAUCUCCGCUGGAAUGUGCCACCGUUUUUGCUGCCGUUGCGGCGGCUGCAACUUGCGGUGGUGCAGCUGGUGGUGCAGCGGAUACCGUUAUCAGCAGUGCAUCUGGAACUAGUGCAGUUGCGAUUGAUAACAAAAUCGAGCAGGCAAUGGAUCUGGUCAAGUCGCAUCUCAUGAUAGCGGUGCGCGAGGAGGUGGAAGUGCUGAAAGAGCGCAUCUCCGAGCUGAUGGACAAGAUCAACAAGCUGGAGCUCGAGAACAGCAUUCUCAAGUCGAACAUCCCGCAGGAGACGCUGCAGCAGCUGCAGUUGCAGCUUCAACUAGCCGCCCCGCCGGCCACGCCCGCCAUUCAAGCGGCACCGGCGGUACAAAGUGUCGUUGCUCCAGCUGCCGCGGGUCAGGCAGUUCAACAGCAGUCCGCUGGAGCGGUAGCGGUAACGGGUGUGGCCACCAGUCCAGCGUCCGCGGUGGUACCCACGAGCAUUCCCAACGGCAGUGCCGAGAACGGCAGCAGUGCAGUCGAGACAGCAGCGGUAUCGGUGGAGCAGCAGGUGCAGCAGGUGACAUCAGCAGCGGCAGCAGCAGCAGCGGCAGCGGCAGCAUCGGUGGUCACAGCCAAUGGUCCCAUGUCCUAAGCUGUUGCUGCUGUGGCCCGAACACACAGUGUUUGUUUUUUUUAAGGCGCCCACGCACCGUGGUGUGUGUGGGGGAAAUGAACGUUUUUAAGAAUGAAAACCGUAAUGUAAACUCAGCCGAAGUCUCUUUCUUAGCCGGAGGAGGCGGGGCCGAGGAGAGCAGCGAAAGUAUUAGGCCAAUAACAACAAGAACAGUAACAGUAGCGGCGGCAGACUCACCAACAUGUUAAGUUCGUGUUAGGUAGACUAAACUGCGGUUAAGAAUUGUUAUGUUGUUGCUGGCUGUUAAUCUGCUGCAGCCGCCGUUUUGUUAAUUUCUCGAUUGUGAUAUUUGUUUAACACACAUACAGACCACCACCACACACACGCAAACACACACACACGCAAACACACACACACUCAUACGCAUUUACACACACACAUCCAUACGAAACACACACAGAUAGACUGCACGCUAACAGCGGCUGCGGCUGGCGCUGUUAACGUCCGCUGUUAACUCGAAGCGAGUAUAGAAGUUCUUUUAAAUAUCGCGCUGCUGCGCCUCCACUUUUUGUUUAAUACUUUCUAUUUUUGUUUACCCGUUUGUUUCCACGUUGUUAACGCUACGAAUAAAAACCUAAGAAUCAUAAACAAACACACCCAGAACACCAACACCACACAACCAACUCAUCAAGCUUGGCUGCUAAAUAAUACUUGACGAAAGUAAAAUUUUUGGCCAACAGAGAAAAACAGCAGAGGAAAUACAAAAAUACAAAUCGAUAAAGUGUACUAGAGUGCCAGGGAAAACACACAGAAAAUGAAUAGGGACAGAUGGGAAAAUAAAUGAAAUAAUAUGUGAUAAUUUGCAUUGUGCAGUCAGAGACAUAAGAUGUAAAUUGUAAAAAAACAAAAGCAAACCCGAGAAGCAAAGGACAGGAAAGUAGGAUUCAAAUUUCCAAAACAUUCAACAUUGAUCGAUAAAUACAAAUACAAUUUAAUGAAACACGAAAAGGCCAGCUGCUAUUUUUAUAAUUUACCUUUAAUCCUAACUUUUAUUGUAAAAAUACAAGGGGAAAUAUUAACUACAUCAUAAAUAUGAAUAUGUUUCAAAUUAAACAAUGGAUAACAAAAUUAGUAAAUUAUAGUAAUACUAGCAUAUUCUCAAGCUAUAUUUCAAAGAUUGUAUAGCUAUUCAAAAAAAAAGAGAAGGGAAACAACAGCCAAACAAAAAAAAGCUUAUCAAAAUUGUUUGUUAAACUCUAAAAACUAUCUGCAAACAAAAAACCCAAAAAUAUCUGUAAAUAUUGUGUAAAACUAAAAACUAAAUUUGAGAACAAACCUCGAAAGUCACCGACGAUGAAGAUACAUUGCAAAAAAUUAAAUCACACAAAAUCAACAUGAUGAAAAGCUAAAAUUGUAAGAUGAAGACAAACUCGUCCUAUUUUUUGUUAAAAUUAUUUAGUCGAUAAUUUUGGAUUACUCUUAGUUGGAAAAUUCCUUAAUGUUCAUACGAAAUCUGUUAUAGGAUUUUCUACACAUUAACUCUUUCGUUUCACACCCCGCACUCUUAGACCGACAAAUCCACAAGAUAAACCACGAAAAGAUUCUGAACUGCUGCAGCCAUGAGAUGGAAGUGUGAAAAUAAAAAGAGGACCAAGCUCCAAGGAGGUCUCCCGCCUCCCAGAGUUGUCCCUGUCCGAAGUUGGCCGCCCUGUAGACGCCAAGUUUUCAAUGCCCAAGUGCACUCACUCGUUUUUGGGGCAGGGCACAAGAUUCUGCCCCAGAGAACACAAAAAGCUGCCUGCGGAGACGCAAAUUGUCUAAGGCUAGCGUGGAUUAAACAAGAAAAUGAUCAUCCAAAACGGAUUAAAAAGUGAAGAAGAGA